This is a messenger RNA of Sclerotinia borealis F-4128, 903 nucleotides long. The record is from the annotation of a GenBank genome assembly. NCBI's taxonomy places the organism in Eukaryota, Fungi, Ascomycota, Leotiomycetes, Helotiales, Sclerotiniaceae.
AUGACUGGCCAUAGAAAUGCUUCUACGCCCCCAAUCGUAUCCAUACUCUCCGGUGGAAUUGCUGGAGGGGUAGAAGGCGCAGUUGGUUACCCAUUGGAGUUUGCCAAAACCCGAGUCCAACUCCAUACUGGCCCAACUAAAUUACCACGAAACCCAUUUCGCAUUGUCUUACAAGUAUACGAACAAGAAGGUUUGAGAGCUUUAUAUAAAGGUUGUGGUGCAUUGGUAGUUGGAUCUAUUGGAAAAGAUGCCGUACGAUUUGCUUCGUUUGACAGCAUCAAAACUGCCUUCCGAGAUCCCGAGACGGGUGUUCUAUCUCCUGGUCGUAAUAUGUUGGCAGGCAUGGCAGCAGGAAUUGCAGCCAGUAUCUUCGCAGUUACACCUACUGAACGUGUGAAAACUGCUCUCAUCGAUGAUGCGACUUGUAGAGCCACAAGACAAUACAAUUCCACAAUUCAUUGUGUACGUACCAUUGUUAGAGACGAUGGAUUGGUAGGUUUGUACAGGGGUUUCAUAGGCACGACGCUCAAACAGGCUUCGGCAACCUCGUUUAGGAUGGGUUCUUAUAAUAUCAUCAAGGAUUUUCAGGUCGUGCGAGGUAUUUCUCAAACUACGAUGAUGAAUUUCGCGAAUGGGGCAAUGGCGGCGGUGAUUACAACACUGGCUACACAACCUUUUGAUACAAUUAAAACAAGGAGUCAAUCUUCCAAAGUGACCACGACUACUCAGGCUGUAGUGGGUAUCAUGAAAGAUGGUGGUGUGAAGGCUUUUUGGAGAGGAACAGUCAUGAGACUAUCUCGGACGGUGUUUAGUGGUGGGGUUUUGUUCACAACCGCGGAAGCUAUGGUUAAGAUCUUAAAUCCCAUAUUUGCACCGCGGUAUGCUUAUGAAGCUACCUCUUGA